This is a messenger RNA of Megalops cyprinoides (Indo-Pacific tarpon), 3458 nucleotides long. Its product is annotated as F-box only protein 11. Gene Ontology annotation, biological process: ubiquitin-dependent protein catabolic process; protein ubiquitination; regulation of apoptotic process. Lineage: Eukaryota; Metazoa; Chordata; Actinopteri; Elopiformes; Megalopidae. The record is from RefSeq and is a predicted model, not a curated record. The transcript is spliced from 21 exons. Gene Ontology annotation, molecular function: protein binding; zinc ion binding. The coding region runs from base 243 to 3011 and encodes 922 amino acids.
UCCUGCAAGAACUAGACGGAGCUGAUCGGAGAGGAGUAACAGGGAGGGGGGGAGCAGUUUUAGAAAAACAUAGAUAACACCCCAAAAAACAGAACAGCUGUCUUGUCGACACGGGAAGGAUGUUUUAGAAUAGGGAAAUAGGUGGAAUUUUCAUUUUGAUUUGCACGUUUAGAGUCAGCAACCCUAAAAUCAGAGGGGGAAGGGUUCGAAUAUUUUUUUCUUUUAAGUGAUCGACUCCCCAAAUGAACUCCGUCAGAGCAACCAGCAGGAGACCCAGGCGAGUAUCGAGGCCGCGCCCGGCGCAGCCGGAAAGGAACAACGGUGAAAGAGAUGAGGACAUUCCUGCAGAUAUGGUUGCAGAAGAAUCCGGUCCAGGAGCACAGAACAGUCCCUACCAACUCCGCAGGAAGUCCCUUUUACCCAAGAGAACCGCUUGUCCAGCCAAGAGCAGCAUGGAGGGUGCUUCCACUUCAGCCACAGAGAACUUUGGCCACCGUGCCAAACGGGCCCGAGUGUCGGGCAAAUCGCAGGACCUGCCAGCUGCCCCGGCAGAGCAGUACCUGCAGGAGAAGCUUCCGGACGAGGUCGUGCUGAAGAUCUUCUCAUACCUUUUGGAGCAGGACUUGUGCCAGGCGGCAUGCGUGUGCAAGCGCUUCAGUGAGCUGGCCAACGACCCCAUCCUGUGGAAGAGGCUGUACAUGGAGGUGUUUGAGUACACGCGUCCCAUGAUGCACCCUGAGCCUGGAAAGUUCUACCAGAUCAACCCUGAGGAGUAUGAUCAACCCAACCCCUGGAAGGAGAGCUUCCAACAGCUGUACAAAGGAGCACAUGUAAAACCAGGCUUUGCAGAACACUUCUACAGUAACCCAGCCAGAUACAAAGGGCGAGAAAACAUGCUGUACUACGACACCAUCGAGGACGCGCUGGGCGGGGUCCAGGAAGCCCACUUCGACGGCUUGAUAUUUGUCCACUCCGGCAUCUACACAGACGAGUGGAUCUACAUCGAGUCCCCCAUCACCAUGAUCGGCGCAGCACCUGGGAAGGUGGCAGAUAAGGUGAUCAUUGAGAACACCAGAGACUCUACCUUUGUGUUCAUGGAGGGGUCAGAGGACGCCUAUGUUGGCUACAUGACCAUUAGGUUUAACCCUGAUGACAAGUCUGCACAGCACCACAAUGCUCACCACUGCCUGGAGAUCACAGUCAACUGCAGCCCCAUCAUUGACCACUGCGUCAUCCGGAGCACCUGCACAGUGGGCUCAGCGGUGUGUGUAAGCGGCCAGGGGGCGUGUCCCACCAUCAAGCACUGCAACAUCAGCGACUGUGAGAACGUGGGGCUGUACAUCACGGACCACGCACAGGGGAUAUACGAGGACAACGAGAUCUCCAAUAACGCGCUGGCGGGGAUCUGGGUGAAAAACCACGGCAACCCCAUCAUCAGACGCAACCACAUCCACCACGGCAGAGACGUUGGGGUGUUCACCUUUGACCACGGCAUGGGCUACUUUGAGAGCUGCAACAUCCACAGGAACCGGAUAGCGGGCUUCGAGGUGAAGGCGUACGCCAACCCCACAGUGGUGCGCUGCGAGAUCCACCACGGACAGACAGGCGGUAUCUAUGUGCAUGAGAAGGGGCGGGGCCAGUUCAUCGAGAACAAGAUCUACGCCAACAACUUCGCCGGCGUGUGGAUCACCUCCAACAGCGACCCCACCAUCAGGGGUAACUCCAUUUUCAACGGUAACCAAGGCGGCGUGUACAUAUUUGGCGAUGGGCGGGGUCUCAUCGAGAGCAACGACAUCUACGGCAACGCCCUGGCGGGAAUCCAGAUCCGCACCAACAGCUGCCCCAUUGUCCGGCACAACAAGAUCCACGACGGCCAGCACGGGGGCAUCUAUGUGCAUGAGAAGGGGCAGGGCGUGAUCGAGGAGAACGAGGUGUACAGCAACACCCUGGCGGGCGUGUGGGUGACGACAGGGAGCACGCCCGUGCUGCGGAGGAACCGCAUCCACAGCGGGAAGCAGGUGGGGGUGUAUUUCUAUGACAACGGGCACGGUGUGCUGGAAGACAACGACAUCUACAACCACAUGUACUCAGGCGUUCAGAUCAGAACCGGCAGCAACCCCAAGAUCCGGCGAAACAAGAUCUGGGGAGGCCAGAACGGCGGCAUCCUGGUUUACAACUCUGGUCUGGGAUUUAUCGAGGACAAUGAGAUCUUCGACAACGCCAUGGCCGGGGUCUGGAUAAAGACGGACAGCAACCCCACGCUGAGGAGGAAUAAAAUCCACGACGGGAGAGAUGGAGGGAUCUGCAUAUUCAACGGAGGAAGAGGGGUGCUGGAGGAGAACGACAUCUUCCGGAACGCCCAGGCGGGUGUGCUCAUCAGCACCAACAGCCACCCUGUCCUGCGCAAGAACCGCAUUUUCGACGGCUUCGCUGCAGGUAUCGAGAUCACGAACCACGCCACAGCCACGCUAGAGGGCAAUCAGAUUUUCAACAACCGCUUUGGGGGGCUGUUCCUGGCGUCCGGAGUCAAUGUUACGAUGAAAGGUAAGCCCGGAUGGAAUUUGGGUCUGUCCAUCUUUCUGUUGGUGCAUCCAUCUCACACACAGUUGCCGCUCGUCGAAUCGGAGCCCCCCGCCCUCAUGCUCCACACCUGUGCCUCCCCCCCUUCUGCAGAUAACAAAAUAAUGAACAAUCAGGACGCCAUCGAGAAAGCAGUGAGCCGAGGGCAGUGCCUCUACAAGAUUUCCAGCUACACCAGCUACCCGAUGCAUGACUUCUACAGGUGUCACACCUGCAACACGACAGACCGGAACGCAAUCUGCGUCAACUGCAUCAAGAAGUGCCAUCAAGGGCACGACGUGGAGUUUAUAAGGCACGAUAGGUUUUUCUGUGACUGCGGUGCUGGGACGCUCUCAAACCCUUGCACGCUGGCAGGAGAGCCCACUCACGACACGGACACUCUGUAUGACUCCGCCCCCCCUAUAGAGUCCAACACGCUGCAGCACAACUGAGCAAGCCACGCCCACACCCCCUUCCCUCAACCCUGCUGCCCCCUUCCCCAAACACACACAGACACAAACAUGCCCCCCUCCUAACCAGGAGCCCUCCCCCAUGAAAGAAAUGGAGAGCUUGUGCCUUUGUGGCCCACAGACGGACUCCAUGUGUAAAAUAAAGAAGUGAGAAGGAAAUGCAAACUAGGUUAUUAAAAAAAUUCAACCAGUAUAAAAACCUCAAAAAAAUCUUUACAGACUUUCAGACAAUGCAAGAGCUGGCCCCAGCUCUGAAUGGAGAUUACAUUUAUAUAUAAAUUAAAAAAGCUUACUGAUAUCUGUGGAUGUGAAGCCUUUCUGAUCUUUUCUGUUCCUGCGUUGUUUCUAAGAAGAUAAGGAGAGAGCAAAAGAGAGACACCUGAACGGCAAAGAGAAGCAAUAUAUUGACUCAGGAUUGUGGAGUCGAGG